Ahaetulla prasina is the source of this 5682-nucleotide messenger RNA. RefSeq names its product zinc finger protein 318-like. The transcript has 7 exons. The record is from RefSeq and is a predicted model, not a curated record. Gene Ontology annotation, cellular component: nucleoplasm. Gene Ontology annotation, biological process: positive regulation of DNA-templated transcription; negative regulation of DNA-templated transcription. Bases 139 to 2700 code for a protein of 853 amino acids. Lineage: Eukaryota; Metazoa; Chordata; Lepidosauria; Squamata; Colubridae.
CCGGCCUUUGAGCCCGGUGCGCAUGCGUACGCGUCUCGGUGAGGUGGGGGAAAUGGCCCGGAGACGCUUAAACAGGAGCGAGGAGGAGUGAGUGCGGGAGGCCUGUGUGGACGCUUCAAGCCGUUAAGGCUACCCGCCAUGUCUCGUCCCGAGAGCAACCAUCCGGCCAUGAGAUUUCAACGGUCCCGGUUCGGCUCCAUCGACUCUUCUCGCGAGGGUGGGCAACGCUCCCGCUCGCCCUCUCCGUGGGGUUACCGCCACCGCCACCACUACGACCACCGCUCCCUGCCUAGCCGUCGCUCCUCGCAUCGCUCGCCUUCCCCGCGCCGUUUCAGCAGGAGAUAUUCGCCGUCAUAUUCUCCAAGGCAACGCUCACGUUCUCCAGGCCGACGUUCUGAAUCUUCAGUGGAAAAAUACUUGCGGGACGUAGUUGAAAAUGACAUUGGCACAAGCUUACCAGCUGAUAGUCUGAGGAAUGUGAACAGGGAUGACUUGGCUGAUGGUCCAAUAUUUAGCAGAGCCCUUUCACAUCCUUGGAACCUUGAAAGAGGUUUUUUUCGUGAGGAGAAUUUUUCAAGACCAUUCAGCAUGAGACAUGAUGAGGACUCUUACAAUAGGGAUAUUUUCAUAGCUCAACUGGACCGAAGCAUAAACAGUGAAUUUCUACAGCAUCAAUCAAGAGAAAAUAAGAGGGGUGGGGAGCAAGAAUCAAAAUACUUUCAAUAUGACAGAGAACAUAGACUCUUUGAUGAGAGCAUAAAAUCUCGGGCUUUAUUGACAGAAUCAGAGAAAUAUUGUAAACAAAGCCUUAAUAAAAGCCCAAGCCUAAUAUACAUGGAUGAAGAUAUUCGUAAACUUGAAAGAAUUAGGAGAAAAAGAGAAGAGGAUUUGCGAAGCAGAAACAUUAGUACUGUCCUGCCUGAUUCAGCUAAUCAAGAACAGUCUUCUGAAUCUCAACACCAUUAUAGAUCUGAGAAAACCCCAGCAGUGCCCUUAAAAUCUAUACUGAAGAAACGUUCAGAUGAUUCUUCUAUACAGGACUCCAGGAAUUUUUCAAAGGAGAAGAAGCCUCCCGAGUCAACAUCAGAAUCUGUCAGCCAACAUAGUGACUUCCUGCUGCCUCAUGAAAGAGACAGUCAGGAUGGAAGUGGCUUUUCGUGCAUUCUAGGUACGACGACUGAUUCUCCUUGUGUUCCAGAAAAAGGACUGGAUCCCUUCCCUGAUAAUAUAGAAGAUGAAGAGAAAUUUCUUUAUGGUGAUGAUGAUGGUGAUUCAAACAAUUGUCUCUACUCUCAAAAGAUAAUGAUGAGUGAAAAGAAAGAACCUGUGACUAAGAAAGUAAAAUCUCCACCUACUGCAAAACCAAAGAAUUUGAAGCAGUCUGUAAAACGAGAGAAUUUUGAACAUUCUGUAAAACGAGAGAAUUUGGAACAUUCUAUAAAACGAGAGAAUUUGGAACAUUCUGUAAAAUGUGAGAAUUUGGAACAGUCUGUAAAACGAGAGAAUUUGGAACAGUUUGUAAAACCAGAGAAUUUGGAACAGUCUGUAAAUCCAGAGAAUUUGGAACAGUCCAGUGUGGAAUAUGACAAGAUCCGUGACUUGCUUAAAACUAUUGGUUUAGACAUUGGAAUAGCUGAAAUAGAUAAGCUUGCUGCUCGCACAGAAGAAAGACUCCACGGGAAAAAAACAUCUUAUUCUUCUAAUCAUCAUUCAGUGGCAAAUCAUAAAGCAAAGUUGUGGGAGAGGAAGAAACUUUCUCUAUCGCCAUCUGAUUCUUUUCCAUCACCUGAAGCUGUGUCUCCUGUUUUAAAAUCUGACUACAAUAACAUCGCUAUUUCAGGGCAAAAUAAAGCCAUUGACAUGUGCGAGCAAUCUGGUGUUCCAGGAUUUUUAAUCCCAUCAGCUCCACCUUCUUUUCUUGAUAUUCCUACUGGGCCCAUCUCUGGUUCCUGUCAAUAUGUUCCAUAUGUCCCUACAUAUACUCCAUCUCAGUUCUUCCCAAACCCUGCUUCUCUCCCAGUAGCCUUACCUAACUACGAUGUAUACCAGCGCCACAUGGGUUAUGCAACUUCUGACUGGUGUGCUCAGCAAGUGGACUCUGUAUGUCCAAAUAAACCUGAGGUUGCCAACCAUGCCAAUCUAAAAAACAAAUGUAGAACUCGCAACCUCAGAAUCAUUAAUACAAUUACCAUCAGCGAUUUCAAGCAAUUUCAAGAUGCUUCUACCACUGCUCCUUACUUCAAUCAGCGAUCCAAGUCUUCUAAAAAAAGGGCCAGGCGAAAAAAAUCUUCUGAAACAAGACAAACUUUUCUGAAGAGCAAUGUAAUAGAGGAAAGAGUAAAGUUGAAGCUUGAACAAGAAACACAACAUAAGAAACUCUUUUAUCAGAGGAUUGAAUUAGAUAGGCUUUCAAAACAGCAAGUGGAGAUGCUGCAGAAGAAACGAAAAGAGGAAGACCCUUUGCUUGUGGAACUGAGCAGAUUGAAAGAAAGCAUUGCAAACAAUGUUGCUCAACUGGAAUUGGAUAUUAAAGUUUUAAAGGAGAAACAGGGCGAACUUGAUAAAGUAAUUCAUAGCCUGGAGAUGAAUAGUUUUGAAAAAUCCCAGAAAUUAUCUUCAGAAUGUAAAGAUUCUUCAGAAAACAAGCUACAAAAAAAUCCCCAAAGUGAAGAGGGAACGUUUAACUCAAUCCAGUCAUAAGGAAGUGAUUGUUUACCUGGAGUAAGGACAGAAACCAGCAGAAGGAAAAACCUAAAAGACUAUCUCAUACCUGACCUGACUCUAGAGAUUAGAAGCUGUGGUAAGAUUUUGAGAUGAAGACUACAAUUCUAGAGAAUAUUUUUAUUCUGUCAUGAUUUGAAGCACUAUUUUUUAUUCAGAUUUAUUUUGUUUCAAGGAAAGUAAAAAAAAGUUAAUAAAUUUUGUCUCUUAGCUCAUUAAAUAUCAGUAUAAUGUAUUUUAUCAAUGGCAUCUCCUCAAAGAAGAUAAUAAGUUCUACAUUUUCUGAAUAGCUGAAAGUUUCCUUAAAUUGAAGAUAAACUGAAAGGUUACUGCAACCUAAUUUUCAGGUUGCAGCUGUGAGAACAUUUGAUUAAUUUUUGUUGAUGGAUUGUCAUAGCUCUCAAAAUUUAUCAGAAGAGUGUUUAUGAUAUGAUAACAGGAAGCUUAAUGUGUUUUUAUUCUCAUGAGAAAGUAACAGCAUCUCUCAACUGUUUCCCCUGGAUAAGUCACCCUGUGAUGCUUGUUGUUAUCCAUAUUAUUCUAUUUUAAAAGAAUGGAUCUUUUAAGAACAUUUUAAAAGAAUGCCACAUUAUUCUAUGAGUACAUUGUAUGGCAUUAUACUCUAAAAAAGAAGUCAUAGUGCCAUAUUUAUUUCCCUCUGGUCAGAAAAAAGUGUUUUUAGAAAAAAACUUUUCUUUCUGACAUCUACAAACAUAAAUCUUCAGAAAACUUUAGUAAGUAAAACUUAUCUUCUCUGUUUUUUUAGUGUUCUAUUAGUUUUUGCUGAAAAGUUCUUCACAAUUUUAAGCUCAGCUCUAACUAAAUAUUUAAUCUUCCAAUAGGCUUUGGAGCAUUUGGAAAACAAAACAUGUCAUAGAAUUUUGUUUUUACACUACUUCCUUGAAUGUAAUGUAAAGACAAACAUGGAAGUUUUAAGAAUUUUUUAAAACAGAUAAAGAAGAUGGUUAUUUUGAAAGAGUUUUUUUUUUGCAAAAUUGCUUUUAAAUAAAUUAUAAUUAAAUUAGCCAAAAAGAACUAGACCUUUGUGGGAAUGUUUUUUGUUUAUUAUUAAAGAAUGCAUACAAUUGACGGAUUGCCGAAAAGAAAAAAUAACAGUAAGAUAAUGACCCAGACUAUGAAACUGACUGUAAUUAUAGUUGUUGAUUGUGAUGUUGAAUAUAAUUAGUGCUAUUAGGGAUAAAAGCACAAAAGACAAAAGAUGUGGGAAGCUUGCCUUUAAUUUUCUGUUGUUUGAGAUACUUUCAUUUUUGGAUUAUAAUAUAAUGACAACCACCAGAAAAACAGCAAGAAUGGAGGAGAGGAGAGGAGAUCUCUAGAGCAACCUGCAGAAAAAGGAAUUAUACCAGAUUUGCUUCAAAAAUAAUGUUAGCAAAUGGGCAAAUAAGAUAGAUUCACUUGAUAUUAAAUUAACAGCACUUCAAGAAAAAAAUGGAUGAAAUACUUGUAAAGAGGAAAGAGGAGAUGAAAGUAGAAGCCAGGAUGAUGGAAAGUGCUGUAACAAAUAUCUGGAUACAAAACAAUUUGACAACGAAAUAGAAAUUUUAGAGAGGACAGAAGUUCCUGACAGGGAGUUGGAAAGAGAACUAGAUAAUCUGGCUAUAUUUGAAUAAGAGGAUAAGAAUUUGUUUUAGGACUUAGAGCAAGGCCAUAGGAUUCUAGUGAAGAUAUUAAAGAGAAGAUUAUUAAAGUCCUGGCAAUUUUUUUGGAUUGGGCAGAGGAGUAUAUAGAGGCAUAAAUUGAUAAAAAUGUAUAGAAUAAAUUCAAGAUUUGCAAGAACAAGAAAUGUUCUAAGGGAUGCUUUUGUGUACUUUGUCAGGAAGAAAAAAGGAUUAAGUUUUGCAUUAUGUAUUGGCAAUAUAGAUAUAAUUGCUAUUAAAUUACUAUCGUAACUUUGCGUAAGAGAAAGGAGGGUUUUUUUUUUGACUGAGAGAUUAGAACAGAAAAGGAUCCCAUUUUGAUGGAACAAAUUGGAAGAUACGAAUUUUACUUUUAAAUAGCAGAGGUUUCAGUUGAAUUCUAUCCAGGAGGUGUGGAAAUUUCUAGAAAAAUUCAAAGAAGAAUUGGAAGAGAUUUAAAUGAAAGUGUCAAAGAAGACACAAAAACUCCAACUGGUACAAGAGGAAACUGAAAGGGAUAUACUGGAUUAUGUGCUAUAAGUAUUGGUUCUUCUAUUUUUUUAAUGUGAUUAUGGAUUACAAGUGAUUAAUGUAAAAUAUAAAUGUAGCAAAUGCUCCCCGAAAGUGAAAAAAAGUCAUUAUUUGAAAAAAUUAAAAUGAUAUAAUUUGCCUGCAAAAGACACAUAUCGGAAAAAGAUAUGGAGUUUUCCUUCUCCCUUCUCACAGUUUUUGAGACCUGUGUAUAUGCACACACUUUUGAAAGAAGCAUCUCUUGCUGUUUGGUUUGGAUGAAAGAGUAAGUGUUCUUGAGAAAUAGAAGGCUUUUGAGUUAAAAAGACAUGACAUGAGAUUAAGAUGGCAGGGAUAUUUGUGAUACAUUAAAGUUGAAGUUAAUUAGAUUUCAAAAAUAAUUAUGCUUUUUUGUACUAUAUUGAGAAUGGAAGGGAUACAAAUCCAGGUUGUGCUCAAAACAUUUUUCUGGCUCUUAGCAUAACAAGCAUUUUAUAGACAAGAAAUAAUAGGCAAACAAAUUUGGCUAACUUAUUGUGAGAUACUAAUAUUGUGUUAGGAAGAAUGUAAAAUAAAGAAGAACUAGUGACAGAGGGACAAUGGUUUUCUUACAUACAAUUACUAGAAAGGUUUAAAGUAGAUAAAAGAAUAUCCUAAGGCUGAAUUUGAAAUAGAAUUGUGUACAAAUGAUGAACAUGUAAUUGCUAAAAUGUAUAAACUUUUAUUGAAAUGUGAAAUAGAAGAACAAUUUGUGGAGUGUUUGAUAAAAUGGACUAACAUUUUACUUAUAAUAAACAGAUGAAACAAUGGGAAA